AUGGCUUUCAACUCGAUCUUGAUUGUAGUGGGCUUACUAGGUGGAAUCAUCGUCGCACAAGAUGCAUCAGAUGGCGUAGUUUUCAAGCCCUCACGCAAAGACUCAACGCUCGACGCUUUCGGAAACUCAAGUCUCUCUUUUUCGCGCCUCUUCUCGGCACAAGACUACCUCGGUGGCCGCCUCUUUGCUCGAGAUCAGACUUGCGAGUAUCCGGUCCCUUGUGAAGGGAAUGAGUGGUGCUGUCCAGCUGGCUCCAAUUGUGUAAGUGCAAAUAAUGACACCCAUCAGGAUGUGGCUUAUAGCAGCACAUGCAGUGCCCGACUAUCCUCGACUGCUGCCCCGACGGUUCUGAAUGCCGAGAAAACCACCAGUGCUGUCCUGACACGGCCGAGACAUGCGGAGGUACGUUUUGCGCUGAAGCUGGCUCUGUGUGUUGCAGUGAUUAUGUUUGUCCCGGGGGCACAACCUGUAAUGAGCGGGGAGGGCAAAAUUGUUGCAAGGAGUCUGACACAAGUUGCGAGGAUGCUUAUGGAUUACAUCGACUACGACGACAUCUACACGGACAUCUACAACAUCUACGACUUCUGUUUCCACGUCGACUGCUACACUGGCGUCUACAAGCACCAGGACUUUUACUUCGACAUUGACGUCUACACAGACAUCUACAAGGACCCAGCCUUCUACUACCACUUCGGCGGCUACUGA
Talaromyces stipitatus ATCC 10500 is the source of this 705-nucleotide messenger RNA. RefSeq lists its product as uncharacterized. The coding region runs from base 1 to 705 and encodes 234 amino acids. NCBI's taxonomy places the organism in Eukaryota, Fungi, Ascomycota, Eurotiomycetes, Eurotiales, Trichocomaceae. The record is from RefSeq and is a predicted model, not a curated record. The transcript has 2 exons.